AUGGCAAACCCAGCGGAAGAAGAAGAACAUCAACACGUGCCGCUUACAUUUGUUUUCUCGAAUUGUUAAAAAAAAUGGUUAAAACUAAGCGCAAGGCAGCACCUCCGCCGGUGGAACAGGACUCAGACAGCGAUUCCAGCUUUGCCGAGUUGCAGCCCGAGGACGUGGAGUUCCACGACGACGAACCAGACAGUGACAGCAGCGACGAUGCAGGCCAAUCCACCAGUAAAAAACAGCCAAAAGCAGAUCAGAAUGGAGAUGACGAUGAAAAAGAAGGCGAGAAUGAAGACGAUGACGAGAAUGGAGAUGAUGAUGAUGAGGAUGAGGAGGACGACGAUGAAGGGGACGACAAAACGCCCCGCCUGCCAGUCCUUAAUCCUCUCAGCUUGAUGAGAAACAAGGAACAACGAAUGGCGCUCUUCAAAAAGAUGAAGAAGGAAAAGCAUAAGAAGAAAAUGCAGGAGCGCCGCGCCAGACGCAAGGCCGGACUUCCUGCCAAUCCGGGCCACACGAUCGAAAGCCUGCGCGAGAAGGAUCAGACAGAGGUGGCCAAUCUCAAUGACUCGGACAACGAAGAGUUGCAAAAGGAGCUGGAGCUGGACGAUUUUAGUUCCUACUUCGAGCGCUCGUACGAGCCCAAAGUGCUGAUCACCUUCGCCGACAAUCCCGUGACCAAGACGCGCAAGUUCGGCCUGGAACUGUCGCGUAUUUUUCCCAACGCGCUGGUCAAGAUCAGGAACAAGUCUUCGGUAAAGAAGAUCUGCAAAAGCGCUGAGCGCGAGGAGUUCACCGAUGUGGUCAUUGUUAACGAGGAUCGGAGAAAGCCCAAUGGCCUGCUGGUCAUCCACUUGCCCAACGGUCCCACCGCCCACUUCAAGCUGUCCAAUGUGAAGCUGACAUCGGACAUAAAGCGCGACCACAAGGAGAUCACAAAACACCGGCCGGAGGUGAUUCUGACCAAUUUUACGACUCGUUUGGGACUGACAGUGGGCCGCAUGCUGGGUGCCCUCUUCCAUCACGAUCCAGAAUUUCGUGGCCGACGCGCCGUGACGUUCCACAACCAGCGCGAUUACAUUUUCUUCCGCCACCACCGCUACGAGUUCACCAAGGAGGGCAAGCGCGUGAAGCUGCGCGAACUGGGACCUCGAUUCACGCUCAAACUUCGCUCCCUGCAGGAGGGAACUUUCGACAGCAAAACGGGAGACUAUGCCUGGAUCAUCAGCAACAAGCGGCAUGCCAUGGAGUCGCGUAGACGUUUCUUCCUUUAGCUGGAU
Molecule: messenger RNA, 1274 nt
Organism: Drosophila serrata
Lineage: Eukaryota; Metazoa; Arthropoda; Insecta; Diptera; Drosophilidae
Product: putative ribosome production factor 1
Biological process (GO): maturation of 5.8S rRNA; maturation of LSU-rRNA
Cellular component (GO): preribosome, large subunit precursor; nucleolus
Molecular function (GO): rRNA primary transcript binding
Source: RefSeq, a predicted model, not a curated record